Messenger RNA from Chenopodium quinoa (quinoa), 2127 nucleotides. RefSeq lists its product as uncharacterized. NCBI's taxonomy places the organism in Eukaryota, Viridiplantae, Streptophyta, Magnoliopsida, Caryophyllales, Amaranthaceae. The transcript has 13 exons. Bases 227 to 1531 code for a protein of 434 amino acids. The record is from RefSeq and is a predicted model, not a curated record.
GAAACAAUUAGUUUUUGUCUUUUAAGGUACUCCAAUAGUACCGUACCCAUGACCUAGGAUUGAAGUCCGUUUAUGUCAUUGCCAGUUUUGCCACUCUGUUUGCAAAAAAUGUUGGGAGCAAUUUUGCAUAAACUAGGGUUGAUAUAUAAGCAAAAAUCACCUGUUUCAAUCUUUCACACUUGAUUAACUUUCUACUCCGUACUUUAUUCCAAACAAGCAGCAGAAAAUGGAGGUACUGAAGAAACUGGAAGAAAUACAGAGGAUGCUGAUGUUCAUGGAUUACCAACACUUCCUUUCUCCAACACCCACUUCUUCUCUCUCUGAUUCCCACCGUUUUCUCGCUCAAUUUCUCCUUUUUCUGAUUGAACCCAGUGGAAAACUGAGUAUUGACGACAAAUGUAGCUUAAUUUCCCAACAUUUACCUAAGAUUUCGCCGUCAUUUCUUGAGAAUGCAUUGGUAGUUUUGCCCGGCGAACGGACGGGUGUUUUGGGUGAUUCACUGUCUAUUGACUUGGUUAAGGAGGAUUUUGGUGAUGGCAGCCGUGGUUCAGGAUCGAAUGCAGCCUGUGAGGAUAUGGCUUUAAUUGGGUUGGAUGCGAUGCAACGUGCGAAUUCCACAAUUGAAGACUUUUGUAGAUCUUACUUUAUGUUCCAUGGGAUGGAUGUGAACAGGCCGGAAUCCAUAUUCAAAUAUUUACCUGUGCUUUCUUUCGUUGAAAGCUAUAUCUACCAGUUGGACACUUUGAAUGAGAAGAUGGUUGAUGUAAGUGUAAGCAAAGUGGCUGUUCGAGAUGGAAGAUCCGAUAAAGAAGCAUAUUCUACCUUGGCAUGCAGGUUCAAUAAAGAUUUUGAGUCAGAUACAUUCCGGCCACUUACGAUUCUACUUCAGUGUAAUGGGCUGCUGACAAAGAGAAUCAGAGAAGAACUGAAAAAUGGAGAGGAAUACUGGGCUUUAGAAAGGAGGCUUUGUGGUGCUUCUGAACAAGAUGAGAUUUCAAUUGAAGAUGCAUUGAGGGCUAUUCAUCUCAAAUCUUUUGAUUAUCGGGUUUUGAAUCUUCUUUUGUAUCAGCUGCAGGGAGAAGAGGUUAAUGAUUUUCAUAUGGAAUUCUUGACUAUCUCCGAAUAUCUAGUGGAGGUAUCCGAUGAUCUAUUCGAUUAUGAGGUCAGCUUACAUGCAAAGUUUAUUGAACAGAUAAUUUCUGCUUCAAGGUUUCCUGUGCUUAACAUGUGGUUUCUUGUCCAGGAAGAUGUGCUGGAGAAUAAUUUCAAUAUAUUGCGCGUGUUUGUCAGAAUAUAUGGCGCUUCUGCAGCCCCAACCAUGCUGGCUAAAAGUAUUGCUGAGGCUGAAGAGAAGUAUGAGAAACUGUCAAAAGCUUUGGAUCCCAAGCUUUAUGCGAGCUACCAAAGAAGAUGUGAAGAAGCCACCAGAGAAGGUGGGAAGGUUUCUGGAUAUUCUCUUGGAUCAUGGACUAUCCCACCUCUUAUAGUGGACGAGGAGCUAUAUAGAUCUAGCAUGUCAGAUUCUUCUUAAUUACUGCUCUCGGAUGCUACUGGUUGACAGUAACUCCAGCUGUUUUGGAGACUGACGCAAAGCUUCCCUGGGAAUGUUGUUUUGUCUGUAUUUCCCAUGGCUGAAAUGAUGAUGCUGAUGAGAAUGCUGUAAUUCUGCAUUAUUGCUCGCAAAGUGUCUCUCUAUCUCAGUUUCUCAGUGCAAGGAUGGUAGGCUGGACACUGUAGUGAAGUUGCUUGAGGUAACCAUCAACAUUCCUGUAAGAAUCCUAUCAGCAAUUUGGGGGAUUAUCUCGUGUAAUCAGUAGCUUAACUUUUGUUAACAUUAAUGCAGAGUCGUAGAUUUUGCAGUGUAUUAGGUAAGAUUCGUGGCGCAAUAUUUAUAGCGUAAAUCAUAUGUAACAUGAUUUAUACAUCUCAAAAGUCAGUGUGGGCGCAUGUUUACAUUUAGUACAUGUACUAUGACUGACUACAUUGUAUAAAUAUAGGAGUUAGUUACUGUGAGUCUGUGAUAAUAUGCCAAGUUUGACCUUUGACUUUCUAAACUUGGCCAGGUAAAUCUCCAGGAAGUCACAAGGUUGUUUACAGUGAUUAUACAGCUUUGCGUUUAUCAAAAAA